AUUGGCAAUUGUAGGGUACCCGUCUCAAAAUAUGUUGAAAAUAUUAAUAGACAUUAAUAACAGAAAUAAAAAAUAACUGUUUGAAGUCGAAUAUAUAAUGUUGUUUUGCAUUUGGUUGUUAGAAAAUUAUCUAUAUGGUUGAAUGCAAAAAUUUUUUGAUUGAGAAAAAAAUAUUCUACGCGAGCCUAACUGGAAUGUUCAAUUCGUAAAAUGGCGGACCGCGAAUCACUCGUGGAGAAGUCUGAGAAUGAAGGACGGGACUCUGUUGGUUCCGAAGCUGACGUUGAAGAAGAAAAAUUACCAGAAGUAAACGCUCCAAAGAAAAAAACGAAAACGAAGAAGAAGAAGAAGAAACAGGUCGAAAUAGCAACUACUAGUGACUCUGAUGCUGCUCCUUCCCUAGCUGCUGACUCCCUCACCGAAAGAGACUUGAACUCUGAACAAAUUUCAGGCGUUGGGGAGCUUUUGGAUCGCUUAAACCUAGAAACUAACGCUCCUAAAUCCAUUGAGGAUGCUCGAAAGAAAAAUUAUAAAUUUUGGGGAACCCAACCAGUUCCAAAAUUAACUGAAAAUACCAGGGGUAAAAAUGCACCUAUAGAACAUGAUAAAAGCGUUGAAGAAAUUAGAGCAGAGCCAUUAACACUUCCUGACGGUUUUAUUUGGGAUGAUGUUGAUAUCAAUGAUGCAAAUCAGUUAACAGAAUUAUAUACUCUACUAAAUGAAAAUUAUGUGGAGGAUGAUGACAAUAUGUUUAGGUUUGAUUAUUCCCCCGAAUUUCUUCACUGGGCUCUUCUUCCACCUGAGUGGAGAAAGGAUUGGCAUGUUGGAGUUAGAGCGAGCAAAAGUAGAAAACUUUUAGGUUUUAUUUCUGCAAUACCUAUUAGAAUUAAUAUUUAUGAUAAGAUUCAGAAAAUGGUCGAAAUAAAUUUUUUAUGUGUCCAUAAGAAGUUACGAACCAAAAGAGUCGCACCCGUUCUCAUACGCGAAAUUACAAGACGAGUAAAUAUAACUGGCCUCUUUCAAGCAGUCUACACAGCAGGAGUUGUUCUCCCUAAGCCAGUGUCUACUUGCAGAUAUUGGCAUAGAUCCCUUAAUCCUAAGAAAUUGAUAGAGGUGCGAUUUUCUCAUCUCAGUCGGAAUAUGACCAUGCAGCGCACUAUUAGACUUUAUCGGCUACCACAGGAAACAAAGACACGUGGAUUUAGGGAAUUAACUGAGGCAGACGUCAGAAAUGCAUUCACCUUACUACAAACAUAUUUAAACACUUUCAAUUUGUCGCCUCGAUUCAACGCUGACGAGUUUAGGCAUUGGUUUCUGCCACGAAAAGGAAUUAUAAAUAGCUAUGUGGUUGAGCAAAAUGGAAAGUUAACCGAUUUUGUUAGCUUUUAUACUCUCCCAUCGACUGUUAUGCAACAUCCUAACCAUAAGUCCUUGAAAGCAGCAUAUUCAUUUUACAAUGUCAGCACCGUUACGCCAUGGGUAGAUUUAAUGCAAGAUGCCCUUGUGACGGCCAAAAAUAUGGAUUUUGACGUUUUUAAUGCCUUGGACCUUAUGGAAAACAAAAAAUUCUUAGAAGAAUUAAAGUUCGGUGUGGGUGAUGGAAAUCUUCAAUACUAUUUAUACAAUUGGGCGUGUCCGGAAAUGCGACCAGACGAAGUAAAUUGA
Messenger RNA from Dimorphilus gyrociliatus, 1665 nucleotides. The record is from the annotation of a GenBank genome assembly. NCBI's taxonomy places the organism in Eukaryota, Metazoa, Annelida, Polychaeta, Dinophilidae.